This is a messenger RNA of Sorex fumeus (smoky shrew), 2050 nucleotides long. It is a transcript of the gene BCL3, whose product is annotated as BCL3 transcription coactivator. Gene Ontology annotation, molecular function: protein binding. Bases 193 to 1539 code for a protein of 448 amino acids. The transcript is spliced from 9 exons. NCBI's taxonomy places the organism in Eukaryota, Metazoa, Chordata, Mammalia, Eulipotyphla, Soricidae. The record is from RefSeq and is a predicted model, not a curated record.
CCCUGGGGCGGCCGGGUGGCCCCGGGGGGGCCGGGGGCGGGGAGCGGGCGGCCGGCACCGCCCCGGCCGACAAAAGUCCCUUCAGUUCGGCCGGCGGCAGGGGAAGUCCCGGCGCCCGGCGCUGCCACCGUCCCGUGCCGCCCCGCACCGCCGCGCUCCGGCCGCCCGCCCGGCCGCCACCCCGGCGGCCCGAUGCCCCGAUGCCCCGCGGGGGCCAUGGACGAGGGGCCCGUGGACCUGCGCACCCGGCCCAAGGCCGCCGCGCCCCCGCGCGCCGCGCUGCCCCUCCGCAAGCGCCCCCUGCGCCCGUGCUCGCCCGCGCCCGCCGCCCCGCGCGGUGCCCCCGGCCCAGUGCUCCCCGCCGACGCCCGGUGCUACGGCUCCGGCUCGCUCGCCCAGCCCGCUCCGCCGCCCGGCCCUGUGCGGCCCGAGGCGCUGUACUACCCCGGACCAUUGCUGCCCUUGUACCCCACUCCCACCACGAACACCCCCUUUCCCCUGCUGAACCUGCCUUCACCCCUGUACCACAUGGUGUACUCCAUGGAACACCCUCUGUCAGCUGAUAUCGCCAUGGCGACCUAUGCAGAUGAGGAUGGAGACACGCCACUCCACAUCGCUGUGGUGCAGGGUAACCUCCCCCUUGUGCAUCAGCUGAUCACCCUCUUCCAGCAUGGAGGCCGGGAUCUGGACAUCUACAACAAUCUCCGGCAGACGCCGCUGCAUUUGGCUGUGAUCACCACCUUGCCGGCGGUGGUCAGCCUCCUGGUGAUGGCUGGUGCCAGCCCCAUGGCACUGGACCGCAAUGGACAGACAGCGGCCCACCUGGCAUGCGAGCACCGCAACCCCAACUGCCUGCAGGCCGUGCUGGACAAUGCCGCCCCGGGCACCGUUGACUUGGAGGCCCGCAAUUUCGACGGGCUCACAGCCCUGCACGUGGCUGUCAACACCGAGUGUCACGACGCUGUAAGGCUCUUGCUGGAGCGCGGAGCUGACAUUGACGCAGUGGACAUCAAGAGCGGCCGCUCGCCGCUCAUCCACGCCGUGGAAAACAACAGCCUGAACAUGGUGCAGCUGCUGCUGCAGCACGGCGCCAACGUGAACGCGCAGAUGUGCUCGGGCAACUCGGCGCUGCACUCGGCUUCGGGCCGCGGACUGCUCCCGCUCGUGCGCACCCUGGUCCGCAGUGGCGCGGACAGCGGCCUCAAGAACUGCCACAACGACACGCCGCUGAUGGUGGCGCGCAACCGCCUGGUCAUAGACAUCCUGCGGGGAAAGGCCACGCGGCCCCCGCCUGUACCCCCAGAGCCCUCCCCCGAGCGCCGGGCCACCCCCUCCCCUGAAAGCAGCCACCUCAGCUCCAAUGGUCUGCUGUCCGCCUCGCCGGCCUCCUCGCCUUCCCAUUCUCCUCCCAGGAAGUUCCCCCGAUUCUCCAUGGUGCCCUCCAGUCCCCCCUCCCCAAUUGCCUUCCGGCCCUUUCCUGGAGUCCUCCGAGGCCCUGGCCGGCCAGUGCCCCCCUCCCCGGCUCCAGGAGGCAGCUGAGAAGAAUGGGGGGCGGGGCGGAGGCAGAUGUCGGACUCAUGAGGAGGGACCCCUCCUGCGCAAUGGGGUCAGCCCUCCUGGAAACUGUGAAACUGCUCACUCUGCACUCCACCCCACCCCCAGUCUUUGGGACCAGGAUUUGCACAGCGGCACCUGCAUCUACUCUGAGCACUGUUGUUCCACCUCGCCCUUCCCGAAACCCCCACCCAGCCCCAUGAUUCUCAGGCACCCGCCCUCUCUCUGCAGUUCCACUCACACAGCCCCUUCCUGGGAGCUGGUGGAAGCAGGAAACCCCCUCUCUCCUUUGCCUUCGACCCCACUCAAUAGACAGGGAGAAGAGGGCCGGGCCGGGCACUGAUAGCAAUGUAAAUUAUUAGGCAUUUUGGUCGGAUUUCUUUUGUAAUAAACUAUUUUUGUACCAUAUUGCUUGUGAGGCCUCACUUGCAGGAAGCGAAGAAAAGCAGGUGGAUGUUUGCAAGUCUGUCCCUCAUAUCCAGGCCACGCGGUGAGG